Molecule: messenger RNA, 894 nt
Organism: Raphanus sativus (radish)
Lineage: Eukaryota; Viridiplantae; Streptophyta; Magnoliopsida; Brassicales; Brassicaceae
Exons: 2
Coding region: 1-894 (297 amino acids)
Source: RefSeq, a predicted model, not a curated record
AUGAAGUGGAAGAAUGCAGAUCGCAUACGGCUGAUCUACCUUGCCUUCAUUCUUUGUGUCGUUUUAGCAAGAGAUGAGAAGCAUAAUAUCCCUCUCAAAUACAUCAAGGUGGUCAUGGAUCUUGAGAAGGUUAGAAAGUAUCCUUGGGGAGUUGCUUCUUAUGAUCUUCUCUGCGAGUCAAUAGCCAAGAACCGCUACAAACUGAAGGAGAAGACAAGUAGUUAUGUCUUAGAUGGAUUCUCCUACGCCUUGCAGAUUUGGGCAAUGGAAGUUGUACCAAAGAUUGGAAAGCUUUGUGGUAAAAAACUGUACAAAGCUUUUGCGGAUGGUCCUAGAUGCAUCAACUGGAUGGGAGCUGGAAAGGUGUCAUAUCAAGAGAUCAAUCGGUUGGAGGAGAUUUUUACAGCCGAGGAUGACAUGUAUCCAUUCAUCUCAUGGACAGGGAAUAUGGAUAUUAUCCAGAGUGUUGAUUUCCGCAGAGAUGAUGUGGAGGAUGAAAGAAUCAAGGGUCUGAUGGAGCUGAUUUCCGCAAAGAAUGACUUCACUCAGCAUGUUUGGGAUUUCGAAGAAGCUGUAGAGGAAUCUCUAGAUCAGCCUGAUGAAGCAAAUGUGAAUGGUGAAGAGGGAGUGAAUGAUGAAGCAGCUGAGACAGAUGAGAGUGAUGAAACUUUUCAGACUCCAAGAGGAUCAACGAACCUAGGCGAUACAUCAAAGAAGAGUAAGAAAAGGCUUCCAGAUCGUGGUAUGGAAAGAAGGAAGCAUAAGGUUCUCAAUGGUGGAUCGAAGCAACCAUCUUUUAAUGAAGACAUGAAGGCUUUUAUGGCGCAGUUAUUUGAGCAGAGUAUCUCUGCAAUGGAGCAAAGGAUGGAGAAGAAGAUGGAUGAGAAAUUAUAG